Spathaspora passalidarum NRRL Y-27907 is the source of this 697-nucleotide messenger RNA. RefSeq lists its product as uncharacterized. Bases 200 to 556 code for a protein of 118 amino acids. The record is from RefSeq and is a predicted model, not a curated record. The transcript has a single exon. Lineage: Eukaryota; Fungi; Ascomycota; Pichiomycetes; Serinales; Debaryomycetaceae.
ACGUGGACCCCAUAUUAAAAGUUUGUAUUUGAAUAACUUUGGAGGAAGUGGCAAUUACGUCGGGAUUGCUGACGAUGGAUAUAGAUAUUAUGAAUAUGAUGGUACAGCGUUGUUCGUUUACAUUGGCGAUUAUUAUGUUUAUAUAGGAGUCGGUUCAGGUUAUGAUAAAAACGGAUUUAUCGUGACACAAGAAUAUGGAAUGGUUUACAUUCGAUAUCCACAUCAAGUUCCCUCUCGUGCUAACAAAGGCAGGUGUUCAUGUGUUUUAAAUACCAGACCAGUUCCUGAAGUUACAACCACAUUCGGUGCUACUACUCUUGCAUCUAUUCAAGUUACAACUACAAGUGAUUCAGUCGAAACAUCAUUGGAGGCGUUUGGUUCAUUUGUGGCAACACCUUUCCCAAAAACAACCUCGUCAAUAGAAGGUGUCCCAACAGCAGAGGCUACAGGGAUAGAAGAAGCCCCGGUAACAGAAGUGACCCCGAUAGUAGAACAAUCUCUGCCACUGGAAGAAGUGUCAGAAGUAGAAGAACCUGUUGUAGUAGAAAGAGUUUAGGUAAAUUUGACCGACCCCAUAAAAUCUUAGAAGUUGACAUCAUAGAUAGAAAUUCUUAUAACAUUAGGUUUUAAAUUAUAUUAAAGAAUAUCCAUAUAAAACUAUCUAUAAAUCACUGUAUAAUAUAUCCACUACCUUGCU